AUGGCCGCUCGACGCUCCAGGCUGGUGGCCAGAUGUGCCUUCUGUCUUGGUGGACGCAGCUUCCCUCAGAUCUCCGUGCCUGGUCUUAGGAAAGAGCAGACGUACACUCCUUCCUCAUUCAUUUCCAUUGGCGUCCUCCGACCUGACCGUGCGCUCUUCACAUCUUCUCGCACUGCCAGCCCGGCACUGGCAACGCCACUCGACCUCAAGUCUCGACAAAACAACGCCAAUUCUUCCGGUAUCACCUGGGGAAAAUGCCACGAUCCAUUGAUCCCUGGCAACUCGAGCCUGCAAUGCGGCUCGCUCGAUGUCCCUCUUGACUAUACCGACGAAGGCUCUGGCGCAACCUUGGCUCUGGAGAUUGUGCGCGCUCCGACCCCCAAGGUGCCCAGCAAAGGCAGCAUCUUCUUCAAUGCUGGAGGCUGCCCAUCGGAGAUGACGUAUCGACAAGAGCAAACCACCAACACUGAUAUGUACAGCACCACCAACAACAACUACGACAUUGUCAAUAUCGACACGGCGUCAUCCACCUACGCCGGGCUCCCCCUAGCUGCAUCGGCUUAUGACACCGCUCCGGCCAAUAUCUGGGUGCAGUCCCAACUCUUUGUGGACAAUUGCGCCUCGAUGCAGGCAGAGAACGGGACACUCAUCGGAACAGCCUUUGCGGCCCGCGAUCUGAUGGGUGUGGUUGACGUUCUCGAGGAUGACGGCUUUCUCCGUUACUGGGGUAUCCCCCUCCUACGGGUCCUGUUGGGUGCUACGGUCGCCGACAUGUUUCCGGACAAGAUCGACAAGAUGGUCUUGGACGGCGUCGUCAACCCCACUCUAUACUACCGCAACAAUGAGAGCGAGACAUUCACCAGCAUAGACGAUACAUUCAGUGGGUUUUGCGUAGGCUGCGCCGAGAACCCCGAUAAGUGCUCAUUGGCCAUGAAUCAAACGGCCGACGAGGUGAAGCAAGGUAUCUUCAAAAUGCUCGAGGGCCUGGCCAUGCAGCUGUUUGCUGUUCAGCAGCGCAAUCUCGCCCUGAUCACUGAGAUUCUUUCCGCCGGCGCUGGGCGAUUCAAUGCCCUGAAGAGCGCUGCCGCCCCUGACAGCAACGCGCGCGAUGGUAUCAAGUGCAGCGACGUACUGACGCAUGCUGCCAACCGCAGCGAGUUUGAGUCCGUCCUCGACGCCCGCCAUGCCGCGGGAUACUUUGCCGAUGCCGCAGACUACCUGCCUACGCGAUCUGCGCAAACAAUGUGUCGGAGACUUUUGAGAAUGCUUUUCUGGUGGUGCAGCAAGGUGGCUAUGGCCACACCAUCUGGGCCCAAGUGA
Emericellopsis cladophorae is the source of this 1320-nucleotide messenger RNA. RefSeq names its product TAP-like protein-domain-containing protein. Lineage: Eukaryota; Fungi; Ascomycota; Sordariomycetes; Hypocreales; Bionectriaceae. The record is from RefSeq and is a predicted model, not a curated record. The transcript is spliced from 7 exons. The coding region runs from base 1 to 1320 and encodes 439 amino acids.